CAAGUACAAAACCAUGAGCAGCCUGAUGCUUGCCGAUGACCAGCCACCACACAAUGUCGAUGACAGCAGUUUCCAAUCACAGCACGCGCAAGAAGCCAGUAUGAAGCAAAGUACUGGAUGGAUGCCAGAGGGCCCCAGCCAGCAGUAUCCGACAAGGGAGGACAGCGUUUCACUGUCUGACAGCGUGAAGGAGCCCUCAGGCGACAGCGACUACAGGCAGCCGAAGCAUCAGCAGUCUGCUGACAGCGACUUCAGCGAUGACAGCACAUCAGCGCGCAACAGGAAGCGGAAGAGACUUAUAGAGGAGCGGGAGCGCCCAGACAAUGACAUGACCCGGAAGCUACGGCCGCUUCAGGGCGAGGACGAUGCGGAUAUCGAUGCGGCCAAAGAGGAUGAUGCGCAUGCAUCUGAUCUGGACGAUAUGCAGGAUGGGCCAACAGUGCUGGCGAGGAGUGUGCCCAAGGAGCAGGAGGACACAGAGCGGCGGCAGCUGCACAAGUCGUGGGAGAUGGCCGCUAUACUGGACUUUCUAGACCUGUUCCGGGAGGACCUGAAGCUCGACAGAGCCUUCACCGCACACGAGCUGGAGUCUGUCCUCAUCCUGUCCCCUGGCGGCGAAGGGCUGCUCGGCGCUGUGCACACGGCGCUGCUGAAAGGCAUCAGCACGCGAUCUGACAUCACGCCCGCCAACUGGACCAUGUAUCUGUCGGAGCGGCUCAAGCAGAUGUGGCGCACAGGCGGCGAGCCCUGGCCGCCGCCGUUCGCUCCCCGGAGGGGCCAUGAGGCGAUGGAGUACUCUGUGCUGCCAACAGUGGACAGGGUGCAGGCGCUCAAGGCGCUGUGUGAGGCGAGGCUGGACAGGGACGAUCUGAGGAAUAAGGUGGAGGAUGCGAUCCGGCCGAGCAAAGAGACGCGCGCGGCCGCCAAGGCCACCGGCGUGCUGCCGUCGGUUGAUGACUUCCGCCGGCAGCCGCUGGGCGCCGACAGCAGCGGCCUGGAGUACCAUUACUUUGAGCUGCGCCUCUCCAGCGAAGGUGAGGGGCGGAUGUACAGGGAGACGCCGGCCGACCUGGUGCCCAAGGCCAAGGCGACAAAGGCGCGGGGCGUGCGCGCGCAGCCGCCGCUGCCGGGCGUGUGGGAGCUGCUGGGAAGCUCCGUGGAGGAGCUGACGGAGCUGGGCCAGAAGCUGCAGCGCAGCAAGAAGAAGCCCGAUCGGCUUCUGGCCUCCAGGAUAUUGGACGAGAUAGUGCCGGACCUGGUUGUGAAGCGGGAGGAGGAGGAGAAGCGGGUGAGGGUGAGUCAGCGGCUGCAGCGCCAGAUGGGCAACGUGCUUCGGGACCCAGAGGGGGGCUUUGGCAGAGCUAGGAGGGAGCGAAAGGCUGUAGACUACACAGGCAACUCCUACGACUCUCUGAUCCGCGCAGCCAUCCGCGGCACGUCCUCGCGCCACGAGGCCGGCGGCGGCUCCCGCCGCAGCGCAGCCCAGGACGAGCCCAUGGUGCUGUCGGCCGCGGAGGCUGCCAUGAUGGGAAUGCGGCGGGGGAGAUCCGCGCACACGGUGACGGCCAUGCCUGAGGAUUACGGCGUUGCCAUCGAGUGGCGGCGCGGCCGAUUCAACGGCCAUGGGAAUGCGUCGAGCGCCGAUGGGGUCGCCGAUGCGAACGGCGCGUCAGCCGCACCCUCCGUCGACCCCUCACGCUCGCCCUCGGCAGAGCCCGGCGCCUGGGAAGAACGGGAGAACGAUGAGGACGCAGACUUGCACGGUGCGAACGGUCACAUUGGCGCUGAAGCAACCCCAGAGGACCUGACCCCCGAGUUUCAGGAGGAGGAGCCGCAUGUGACAAAGCACCCAGAUUCUGUCUGGCGCCAAGCCCAGGCUGACCAAUAUGAGGAGGAAGACGAGGAUCCAUAUGUGCGAGAAGACGAUCCUCUCCCAACUUGGAAAGCCACAAGCCGCAGAUCUCGGCCUUGA
Coccomyxa subellipsoidea C-169 is the source of this 1972-nucleotide messenger RNA. RefSeq lists its product as hypothetical. Gene Ontology annotation, biological process: regulation of DNA-templated transcription. The transcript has 12 exons. Gene Ontology annotation, cellular component: RSF complex. Bases 14 to 1972 code for a protein of 652 amino acids. The record is from RefSeq and is a predicted model, not a curated record. Lineage: Eukaryota; Viridiplantae; Chlorophyta; Trebouxiophyceae; Coccomyxaceae.